AAUUACGUGGCAACGUUGACAGUUGUGGUGACACAAUCAAAAUAGACACUUUCAUUUACGUACGUGGAUAUCAGCAAGCGACCAAAUUGUGUGCUCAACUAGAAAAAGGAUUUUCCAUCGCUUCGUGUGCCGUUGUAUAGUGCGUAGGGUACACAAAAUUAUGUUAAUAGCUUGAAAGUGCAUUCUCAUUGUGUGGAGUUUCUGCGUUCGUGCGGUAAACCGCUGAUAGUGACAGGGGAAAAAGAGAAGAUUGUAGUUUGUAAUAUUAUCAACGUGUGCAACAUAAUCCAACAGUAUGAAUCCGCAACUGGCGUAUGGGCAAUAUCCGCCGCAAAGCUGGCCACAACAGCAAGUCGCUCCACAGGCGGGAGGGCCCCCACCAGCGCCGAUGGCAAGCAUGAAUGGAACACAACCCAAUCAUCAAUUGCCUAAUCAGAUGCAAAAUAUGUCUUUAUCGGGUCCUCCACCACCCCAACAGCAGCAGGGUCCACCAAAAAUGGCUGCACCGAAUAUGAAUGGUCCCGCCGUGGCAGCACAGCCACCACCGUCCACUUUUUCGAAUCAACAGGCUCCUAUGGUACGUCCACCGUCAACCGGUGGUCAAGUACCGGGUGGAUAUGGUCCAGCAUCUCAGCAACAGUCACCACAACAAGGACCACCCAUGAUGAGUAAUGGACCGUCUGGGCCACCGCCUGCCGGUGGUGUUAGACCUCCGGCACCAUUGGCCGGUGGAUACGGUCAAACCAAUGGCCAUCAAAUGGCUCCUCCAGCACAACAAUUUGGAGGUUCCGUGCCACCGAUGGCUGCUCCAGGUGGAGGACCUCCACGCCCUGGCCAACCGUUUCCACCUCAGCCAGCCGCUUUUCAACAACAGGCGCAACCCGCCGGCUAUCCAACGGCUGCUGGUGGUGGUGCACCACCACAAACACAGGGCGGUCCUUAUGGAGCGCCCCCGGGUGGACCGCCGCCUGCACAGCCACAGCAACAGUUUCAAGGAUCGGGAAUGCCGGGACAAUCGAUGCCUCCGCAGCAGCAACAGCAACAGCAGCCACCCCAAGGUUAUCCGGUCCAGCCGGGUCAGAUGCCACCGAUGGGUGGUGGUCAAAUGCCUCCAAGGGGAUAUAAUCAAAUGCCGCCCGGUGCAGGAUAUAAUCAAAUGCCUCCAAUGGCUGGCCAGCCUCACCAGCAGCAGCAGCAGCAACCACAGCAUCAGCUUCAUCAACACCAGCAACCGUCGUACCAUCAAGGUGGACCGGCAGGUAUGAUGGGUGGUCACUAUCCAGCACCACCACCGGUACCACAGCAGAAGCGCCUCGAUCCGGAAUCGAUGCCCAAUCCCAUCCAGGUGAUGGCGGAAAAUCAGGAAAACUGUGGUGGCAUCUUUUCCACCAAUCAGCCCGGCCAGUUGCCACCGCUCGUGACGACCAAGUUCGUCACGCAGGACGAGGGCAACGCAAGCCCCCGUUUUGUUCGUUCGACGAUGUACAACAUUCCGCAGACGGCUGACAUGAUGAAGCAAAGUGCUGUCCCGUUUGCGCUUAUUAUUUCCCCCUUCGCUCGCACGGUCGAAGGUGAGUUGCCGAUCCCGAUCGUGGACUUUGGCGAGAUGGGUCCGAUACGGUGCAUACGCUGCAAAGCAUACAUCUGCUCCACGAUGCAGUUCCUGGACGGCGGACGUCGCUUCCAGUGUCAAUUUUGCAAGGCAACGACCGAGGUGCCGCCCGGAUACUUUCAGCAUCUCGACCACACGGGCCAGCGGAUGGAUAAGUACGAACGGCCGGAGUUAGUGCUCGGUACGUACGAGUUUGUCGCAACGAAGGAAUACUGUCGCAACAGUACGCCACCGAAACCGCCGGCAAUGGUGUUUCUGAUCGACGUGUCGUACAACAAUGUAAAGUCCGGACUGGUACAGCUGCUGUGCGCGCAGAUGAAAAACAUAAUACGCCACCUGCCGGUGGAUCAGAACCAACAGCGCACGGCGAUGAAGGUCGGCUUCAUCACGUACAACAGUUCGGUGCAUUUUUACAAUCUGAAAAGUUCGCUCGCCCAGCCACAGAUGAUGGUGGUUGGUGAUUUGCAGGAGAUGUUUAUGCCACUGCUCGAUGGGUUCCUGGUAGAUCCGGAGGAAUCGGCCACCGUGAUCGAUGCGCUGAUGGAGCAAAUCCCGAAGAUGUUCGGUGAUACGCGCGAAACGGAAACGAUUCUCCUGCCGGCACUGCAAGCCGGACUGGAAGCGUUGAAAGCAUCCGAAUGCGUUGGCAAACUGUACGCGUUCCAUUCUUCGCUACCGAAUGCGGAAGCGCCGGGCAAGUUGAAAAUACGCGACGAUCGAAAGUUGCUCGGUACGGAUAAGGAAAAGACGGUGCUGACACCGCAAUCGACCGUGUACAACAUGCUCGCACAGGAAUGUGUUUUGGCCGGUGUGUCGGUGGAUCUGUUUGCAUUCAAUAAUGCGUACAUCGAUUUGGCUACGAUCGGACAGGUGGCCCGAUUGACCGGUGGUGAAGUUUACAAGUACACUUACUUCCAGGCGGACAUUGACGGUGCACGGUUGGUGAACGAUUUGCUGAAAAACAUUUCGCGCCCAAUCGCAUUCGAUGCGGUGAUGCGCGUACGUACAUCAACCGGUGUGCGUGCAACCGAUUUUUACGGUCACAUGUUUAUGUCGAACACGAAGGAUAUGGAAAUUGCCAGCAUCGACUGUGACAAGUCCGUAUCGGUGGAAAUUAAGCACGACGAUAAGCUGACGGAUGAGCUGGUGUUGAUACAGGUAGCGUUGCUGUACACCUCGUGUUCCGGUGUCCGACGGCUGCGCGUUCACAACCUGAACCUGAAGAUGUGCACAUCGCUGCUGGAUUUGUUCCGCUGUUGCGAUCUCGACACCACUCUGCUGUACUUUGCCAAGCAGGGCCUCACGAAGCUGAUGGACAACAAUCCGAAAGCGGUGAAGGAUGCAAUCGUGCACCGGGCAGUGCAGCUGCUCGCCUGCUAUCGCAAGCAUUGCGCUUCACCGACCUCUUCCGGACAGUUAAUUCUUCCGGAGGGUAUGAAGUUGCUGCCACUGUACGUGAACUGUUUGCUGAAGAAUGAUGCAUUUUCCGGCGGUUCGGACAUUUCUAUCGAUGAUCGGUCGUACGUGAUCUACUACGUGAUGAGUAUGGAUCUGCCCACCUCGGUGCAUUAUUUCUAUCCGCGCUUGAUUCCGCUGCAUGAUGUGCAAGUCGAGGGUGAAUCUGUCCCGGCGACUAUUCGUUGUACGGACGAUAAAAUGCUGGAGGACGGUGCAUAUAUUUUGGAAAACGGUGUUCAUAUGUUCUUGUGGUUAGGACUGUCGCUGUCAUCCGAGUUUACCCAAUCGGUAUUUGGUGCACAGUGCACACAGCAGAUUGACACUGAUCGUACGGGUUUGCCAGUAUUUGAUAAUCCUCUUUCGAAGCGUAUACGAGGUAUCGUGGACAAGAUCCAGGAACAAAAGCGUCGUUGCAUGCGGCUAACGCUUGUUAAACAGCGUGACAAACUCGAAAGCGUACUGCGCCACUUCUUAGUAGAGGAUCGUGGCACUACUGAUGGUUCCGUGAGUUACGUAGACUUCCUCUGUCACGUGCACAAAGAGAUUCGGCAAAUGCUGAGCUAGCUGGCCAACACCACUAGCAAUGGCAAUGCGAACAGCAGCAGCAGCAACGGUGGCAAUAUAGCAAACAGUUUUUUCUCUGGCGGAAGGUUUAGAUUUAACAACGGCAGUGGUGACGGCGGUAGCAAAGCGAUUGUCACUGCUGCCUCUACUAUUAAUACUACUUACAAUACUGCACGCAACACUGUUAUGGCCAACUGUAUCCAUCCCAAUAGCCGGGCCGGAACGAACGAUGUAAAUGGUAAUGGCAUCAUGCAGCAUGCACCGACAUCUGCACCCGGGCGGGAACCGAUGUCAUUGCCGGAACAACAAAACCGUCUUACAAUGGCGAGCACAUACCGAGGCACUAUGGUGCCACCGAAUAAUCGUUUCAAAUUUAUGAGUACAACACGUUGCGAAGGAUACGUUGGGAGCCGAAUUGCGUCCCGUUACGACGAGGACGAGGAGGAUGAAGAUGGCGGGGUGGAGGAUGUGGAUCCCGAUGGUACAAUUCCGGAAGAAGAUGAGGACGAGGUGGAAGAGGAUGUGGAUGAACAGGGAAACAAUGCGGUCGAACAGUACCGAGCAUGGCAUCAUCAUCAUCAUCCUCCUUCAGCUUCUCAACAAUUGCAAAGCUCGCGUGAAGAAAUUCGUGGAAGCGUGUCACAGACACGCACCCGUGCAAAUCGCUAUCGACGCGCCUUCGGUGGCAGAUGGUAGAGCGAUAUUAAACUGUGCGUACGGAACAUUCGGUGAGAAAUGGUAAAUUUUUUUUUCACCCAACAUGAUAAAUUAGCUAUCUAGGUUUUGUUAUAUUUGUCAGUUUUAGAACAAUCAAGUUCGGUAGAAACUAUUUUUUUUUAUUUUACGCGGUUCAGUUUCACUUCCAUAGCCCGUUUUGUAUUUUGUUAUAUUUAAUAUCUUUUAGUCUCCCACUAUAUCGUAUGGAUGCAAUUUGAUUUAAUCAAUAUUAUAUGCGAUGGUUCAUCAACCGAACGCCAUCAUAUAAUGGGCCUACCAAUGGGUUUUGAUGAUCACGUUAACCGAUUCUACCGUGCCAGUCGAAUGUUGUAAGCAUUUGGGAAAGUGAAACCAGUUGCACACUGGCACGACAGGCUAUAUAGGAGACAUAUUCGGCAAGAACUGGUAGAACGCUUUCGGAAAGGUGCACAGACACGUAAGAUUGUAUGUUGAUAUCGAUUUAUGAAUCCAAUGGUAUAUUAUAAAUAGCGAAAUAUAUACAAUUAAAUCUUUA
Molecule: messenger RNA, 4865 nt
Organism: Anopheles funestus (African malaria mosquito)
Lineage: Eukaryota; Metazoa; Arthropoda; Insecta; Diptera; Culicidae
Gene: Sec24CD
Product: protein transport protein Sec24C
Exons: 8
Coding region: 296-3634 (1112 amino acids)
Biological process (GO): endoplasmic reticulum to Golgi vesicle-mediated transport; COPII-coated vesicle cargo loading; intracellular protein transport
Cellular component (GO): endoplasmic reticulum exit site; COPII vesicle coat
Molecular function (GO): zinc ion binding; SNARE binding
Source: RefSeq, a predicted model, not a curated record